UGCUGCUGCAGGCGGGGCACAGUGUGAACUCAGGAAACGGAAACUUACCCUGUCCCACUGCCCGGAGGGAGCCAUGGCUGCAGCGAGCCCCGUGGAAAGUCUCCAGGAGGAAGCGACAUGUCCCAUCUGUCUGGAAUAUUUCACAGACCCUGUCACUCUGGAGUGUGGGCACAAUUUCUGCCACGCCUGCAUCGCCCAGUGCUGGGAGGGACCCGACACAGCCGCCUCCUGCCCUCAGUGCAGAGAAACUGUGCAACAGAGAAACCUCAGGCCCAACAGGCAGCUGGCAAAUGUCGUAGAAAUCGCCAAGCAGCUGAGUUUCCAGGCAGCGAAGGGAGCAGGAGGGGGUGGGGUGUGUGGGGAACACCAGGAGGCUCUGAAACUGUUCUGUGAAGAGGAUCAAACCCCCAUCUGUGUGAUCUGCAGAGAGUCCCGGGCUCACCGCGCUCACACGGUGGUUCCCAUACAGGAAGCUGCCCAGGAAUACAAGGAAAAAAUACAAGCCCAUUUGAAGACUCUGAGGGAAGAGAGAGAAAAGCUGCUGGGAUUGAAAGUGGCUGGAGAGGAGAGAAGCCGGGAGUAUCUGGUCGGUGCCUGUUGUUCUUUGCCUGCUGGGACACGGAGCUGGGAGGGAUGUUUAUUGAAACAGACAGAAACCGAGAGGCAGAGGAUUGUGUGUGAAUUUCAGCAGCUGCGGCAGUUCCUGGAGGAACAAGAGCGACUCCUGCUGGCCCAGCUGGAAAAGCUGGACAAGGAGAUUGUGAAGAUACAGAAUGAAAAUAUCACCAAACUCUCAGAGGGAAUUUCCCAUCUCAGUGAGCUGAUCAGUGAGAUGGAGGGGAAGUGUCAGAAACCAGGAAGUGAAUUCCUGCAGGAUGUCAGAAGCACCUUGCGUAGGUGUGAGAAGGGGAAGUUCCAGCAGCCAGAGGAGAUUUCUCCUGAACUGGAAGAGCAUGUCAGCAAUUUCUCCCAGAAAACUAUUGUGCUAAUGGAGACUCUGAGGAAGUUCAAAGACACUCUGCCCUCUGCACUGGAAUCCCUAGGAGCACUCAGACAGGCGAAUGUGACUCUGGAUCCAGACACGGCUCAUCCCGACCUCGUCGUGUCUGAGGAUGGGAAAAGUGUGAAAUGGGGAGAGACACGGCAGCAUCUGCCCAACAACCCUGAGAGAUUUGACACUGAGCCCUGGAUGCUGGGCUGUGAGGGAUUCACCUCAGGGAGCCAUUGCUGGGAGGUGGAGGCGGAGGUGGAGGUGGGGGGUGAGGGAUCCUGGGCUGUGGGGGUGGCCAGAGAGUCUGUGGGGAGGAAGGGAGAGAUCAUUUGUCGCCCUGAGGCGGGGAUCUGGGCUGUGCAGUGGCGGUGGUUUCAGUUCCGGGCUCUCACCUCCCCUGCGACCCCCCUGUCCCUGAGCUGGGCCCCCAGCAGGAUCCGGGUUUGUCUGGACUGUGACCGGGGGCAGGUGACAUUUAUCGGUGGUGAUGACGAGGCCCCGAUCUUCACUUUCCCGCUGGGCUCCGUCCCUGGGGAGAGAAUCCGCCCCUGGCUCGAGGUGGGGCCGGAAUCUCGGCUCCGCCUGCGUCCCUGAGACCCACAGCAGGGCGGGAACCGGAAAUCAGCCUCUCUAGCCUCAUGGACCCCAGUGUCUAUGACCUUGGAGGACUCCCAUCGACCCAGCCCCUGGCUCCUCUUCUCUAUGAGCCCUGGAAGCUCCUUCCCUUCCCUCCCUGCAGCCCCCUGUGGUGGGAGGGGGAGGGGGAGGAACCCCUGGGGCUGCAGGAGGGGCAGAGGGGCCCUGAGGGGCAGAGGUGGGGGCUGGGCAGGGACCCAGCAUGAAUCAAUCAGGGUUUGGGGGGCUGGGGAGAAGCAGCAGCAGGGAGCGGUUUGUGCAGAUCUGUGGGAUUGGAUCUCAUGGGGUCUCCCAGCCAGAGCUCCUGCCCCAGGGGCCCAAGUCACCUUUCACUGUAACAACAGGACAGCUGGUAACCCUGUAACUGUCAGAAAAGGGGGGGAGGGGGAGAUGGGUGGAGAUUGACAAAAAAACCCAAACAUCAUAUAACCUUAAAACAAUCGUCACUGGGGCAGUCUCAUGAUUUUUUUUAAAACCUCCUGAGGUUGGCAGCACUGGGGGAGGCAGGGACAGGGUGGGUUGAACCAGAGGGAAUUAGAAGAAGCAGGAAGAAAAAUGUGAAUGAAAAUAAAACAAGAAUAAAGGGAGUGUCUAUGAGAAAUGGUGGAAAACAGAAAUGAGAAGAGUGACAGGAAAAUGUCCCUGACAGGGGAACCAGCCUGGGGGCAGCAAGAGGGGAAGGGAUAAAAUCAGGGGAAAGAAGGGAGCAGCCAUGGGGGAUGAUCUGUGACAGGGAGGGGAGGAGAGUGGGAGAGACACAGGAAAAUAAACAGGGAUCAGAAGUGAGGGUUAAAAAAAAUGAGUAGAAAGGGACAGUAUGGAAGGAAAGGAGCAUGAGAGGGACAGAGAUUUAUUCAAAGUUACUGAAAGUGACACUGUAACUCAUCAAUUCCCUAUAUUCAUUCCUGGACAACUGUACUGUUGUGCCAUUAAGAAAACUCUUCUCAGUGGCUGGGGAGCUCCUGGCCAUGCUG
Messenger RNA from Chelonia mydas (Green sea turtle), 2601 nucleotides. RefSeq names its product zinc finger protein RFP. The transcript is spliced from 7 exons. Gene Ontology annotation, molecular function: zinc ion binding; protein binding. Bases 74 to 1585 code for a protein of 503 amino acids. The record is from RefSeq and is a predicted model, not a curated record. NCBI's taxonomy places the organism in Eukaryota, Metazoa, Chordata, Testudines, Cheloniidae.